This is a messenger RNA of Salvia splendens (bonfire salvia), 2078 nucleotides long. RefSeq names its product LEAF RUST 10 DISEASE-RESISTANCE LOCUS RECEPTOR-LIKE PROTEIN KINASE-like 2.5. Lineage: Eukaryota; Viridiplantae; Streptophyta; Magnoliopsida; Lamiales; Lamiaceae. The record is from RefSeq and is a predicted model, not a curated record. Gene Ontology annotation, biological process: protein phosphorylation. Gene Ontology annotation, molecular function: ATP binding; protein kinase activity. Bases 69 to 1910 code for a protein of 613 amino acids. The transcript is spliced from 3 exons.
UUGUAUUUGAAGAGGACUGAGAUUAUGGCCUAUUUGAAGAGCAUGAUUUUUUUUAAGCAAUUCAAAAUAUGGCUUCUCCCAAAAAUCUGCACUCACUCCUUUUACUAAUCUGUCAUCUUCUACUUCAUCUCCUCAAAGCUGAUUCAAAAUGCCAAAAGUCGUACCCCUGCAGAAAUUUCACCAUCGAAUUCCCCUUCACCGAUAUAAGUCACUCCGAAUGCGGAUUAAUCCCAGUCAAUUGCAGUCUCCCUCACAAAAAUCCAUUAAUCUACCUACGAGAAUUUCCUAUGGAUCUGCUUGGGAAAGUUUCAGACAACAAAUUUCUGAUCCACGAUUCUGUUCUAGAAAACUACUUCAACUGGAGAAGCUGUAAUUCCUUCUCAAACGUAACGCUACCAAAAUCUCCUUUGGUCUCGUUUUCCUACUCUCCUAAUCUCACCACCUACAACUGCUUCAAUCCGAGUCAAGGAGUCGUAGAUUACUUCAAGAACUACGAGGAUCAUAGCUGCGAUAUAUUAGAUAUUUAUUUCAAGCGAGAAGCGAGGGAGGAAGCUCCUGUAGUAAUUGAUGAUGUGCUUCCAGGAUCGGGAUGUACAAUGAAUCAACUGCCGAUUAGGUCUGGGCAAGAAUUUUGUGAUGAUGUGUUCGAUUUGUUUAGUUCGAAUUUCACUCUAGAGUGGAAUUUGUCUGAAGAUUGUUACGAUUGUUAUGAGCGAGGAGGGCAGUGUGUCACUAACGACGACAAUCAGUUUCUCUGCCAAAGAGAAAGAGGAAACACAAGGCUUCAAAAGAUACUUUUCAUAGGUGGUAUAACCAUAGCCUCUCUUGCAUCCUCUCUGAUAAUUGUAUUGCUUUUCAUUCGGAGGAAACGUGAAAAAGCAAAGCAAGAUAGUGAUCGAGACAUCGAACUCUUUUUAAAGGACAAUGGGAAUCUUGUACCAAUGAGAUACAAAUACACCAGCAUCAAGAAAAUGACCAGUUCAUUUGCUGAAAAUUUAGGAAGAGGAGGAUUUGGUAGUGUUUAUAAAGGUCAAUUUCCAGACGGUCGUCUAGUAGCAGUGAAAGUCUUGAAUGAAUCAAAUGGAAACGGGGAAGAUUUCAUGAAUGAGGUCGCCUGUAUUAGCAGAACUUCCCACGUUAAUAUUGUCACGUUGUUGGGGUUUUGUUUUGAAGGUUCGAAAAGAGCUCUCAUUUAUGACUUCAUGCCGAAUGGUUCUCUUGAAAAGUUCAUUGGCAACAAUGCUUCACCGUCUCCUGGGUUGGGAUGUGAUAAAUUGUUUGAGAUCGCUCUUGGGAUAGCUCGGGGGCUCGAGUACUUGCAUCUAGGUUGUAAUACGAGAAUUUUGCAUUUGGACAUUAAGCCUCAGAACAUACUUCUCGAUAAGGACAUGAAUCCAAGGAUUUCAGAUUUUGGGCUCGCUAAAUUAUGUCCGAAUAGAUCAAGCAUUGUUUCCAUGUUGGUGGCGAGAGGGACAAUAGGGUACAUUGCCCCUGAAGUGUUUUCUAGAAACUUUGGAGAUGUCUCUUACAAGUCUGAUGUGUACAGUUAUGGGAUGCUGGUUUUGGAAAUGGUUGGUGGAAGGACAACCGUUGAUCGAAGAGAUGUAGACUGUACUAGUGAAAUAUAUUUCCCCACCUAUCUCUAUAAGCAGAUUGAGAUGAAUGUUGAAAGAGAUGGUGAUCUUGCUGGAGCAUUGGACGAGGAAGAUGAAAGCCAACGCGUGAAGAGAAAUUUGAUCAUUGUCGGGUUGUGGUGCAUUCAGACAAACCCUAAGGACCGACCGUCGAUGACGAGGGUGGUAGAGAUGUUGGAAGGGAAAGCAAUUGAGUCAUUGGAGGUUCCGCCUAAGCCUUACAUGUAUUCACCCCCUAGACCACCACCAUCCUAUUCAACUUCUGAAUCUUUAUAGUAUUUUGUUUGAAUUUGUGUGGUAAGUUAUGUUAAAUUUAACUGUAGCAGUAUUGGAAUUUCGUCCUUUUUGCAAGUUAGCAUUGGCCUUGCAGAAAGUGAAGGGUCACUGUUUUACAGACAAAAAUGUAUCCUAUUUCUUUUUUUCUUGAAAAGGAAAUAUAGGAAG